Molecule: messenger RNA, 3634 nt
Organism: Lemur catta (Ring-tailed lemur)
Lineage: Eukaryota; Metazoa; Chordata; Mammalia; Primates; Lemuridae
Gene: P3H2
Product: prolyl 3-hydroxylase 2
Exons: 16
Coding region: 302-2536 (744 amino acids)
Biological process (GO): collagen metabolic process
Cellular component (GO): endoplasmic reticulum
Molecular function (GO): L-ascorbic acid binding; iron ion binding; procollagen-proline 3-dioxygenase activity
Source: RefSeq, a predicted model, not a curated record
CCUGAGUGGGUGGCCCCUGGCAGCCCCAAGGCUGCAGCAGGGAGCCGGGAGAGCGGCUCGCCGAGACUCGGGCAGCAGGAGGAGCGUGUGAGCUGUGGGCGUCCCUUUAAGAGUUGCUGGCCAGGCAGGGCCUCCGCCUCUCAGUCCGCGGAGAGGCGGCGGUCACCUGGGACUCGCGAGGCAGCCAGAUUGCGGCGGGGUCGGCGUUCUUGCCGUCGUGAAGGUGGGAGAGGGGACUAGGACGCGAGGUGCCCGGAGCCCUCACGGAGAGUGGCCGUCCCGCGCUUCUCUGCGGCGGAGGAUGCGGGAGCGCAUCUGGGCGCCGCUGCUGCUCCUGCUACUGCCGCCGCCACUGUGGGGCGGCCCCCCGGACGGCCCGCGCCAGCAGCUGGAGCCGGAGCCCGGGCCUCUGCAGCCCUUCGACCUGCUCUACGCCAGCGGCGUGGCCGCCUACUACAGCGGGGACUACGAGCAGGCGGUGCGGGACUUGGAAGCGGCGCUGCGCAGCCACCGGCGCCUGCGGGAGAUCCGCACGCGCUGCGCCCGCCACUGUGCCGCGCGCCGCCCGCUCGCGCCCCCCGGCGCCGGCCCCGGGGCCGAGCUGCCCUUUUUCCGCGCCCUGUUGGAGCGGGCGCGCUGUUACCGCAGCUGUGAGACCCAGCGCCUCGGGGGACCCUCGUCCCGCCACCGCGUUAGUGAGGAUGUGCGCAGCGACUUCCAGCGCAGAGUGCCCUACAACUACCUGCAGCGGGCCUACAUCAAGCUGGGAGGAAGAGGAGUGACUGCUACCACAAUUGGGGAGGAGGGAAGUAAGUGGAAGUCCCGACUUUCUGUUGGACCAGCUGACGUCAAGCUUAACGAGAUGGAGAAAGCAGUGGAAGCAGCCCACACAUUUUUCAUGGCCAACCCUGAGCACAUGGAAAUGCAGCAGAACAUCGAGAAUUAUAGAAUGAUGGCUGGUGUGGAAGCAUUCCAGUUGGUAGAUCGAGAAGCCAAACCACAUAUGGAGAGUUAUAAUGCAGGAGUUAAACACUACGAGGCUGAUGACUUUGAGGUGGCCAUCAAGUACUUUGAACAAGCUUUAAGAGAAUAUUUCAAUGAAGAUAUGGAAUGCCGAACCCUAUGUGAGGGGCCUCAGAGAUUUGAAGAGUAUGAGUAUUUAGGGUAUAAAGGUGGUCUGUAUGAAGCCAUUGCAGAUCACUACAUGCAGGUGCUGGUUUGUCAGCAUGAAUGCGUGAGGGAACUUGCCACCCGCCCUGGCCGCCUCUCACCAAUAGAGAACUUCCUCCCUCUGCACUAUGAUUACCUGCAGUUUGCCUACUACCGAGUUGGUGAAUACGUGAAAGCCUUGGAGUGUGCCAAAGCCUAUCUUCUGUGCCACCCUGAUGAUGAAGACGUCUUAGACAAUGUGGAUUACUAUGAGAGUCUGUUGGAUGAUAGCAUUGACCCAGCAUCCAUUGAGGCCAGAGAGGAUUUAACAAUGUUUGUGAAACGUCAUAAGCUGGAAUCUGAACUGAUAAAAUCAGCUGCAGAGGGGCUGGGAUUUUCAUACACUGAACCGAAUUAUUGGAUCAGAUAUGGAGGACGACAUGAUGAGAAUCGGGUCCCUUCAGGAGUGAACGUGGAGGGAACAGAAGUUCAUGGAUUAUCAAUGGGAAAAAAGUUAUUGCCCAAGAUAGAUCGAGACCUAAGAGAGGAGGUAACAGGGAAGACAAUGCGCUGUGACCUUUCAGGUGGUCCUCUGCUCUACGAGAACAUCACGUUCGUCUACAACUCAGAGCAGCUGAAUGGGACUCAGCGGGUUCUCCUGGAUAACGUCCUGUCAGAAGAACAGUGCCGGGAGCUCCACAGCGUGGCCAGUGGAAUCAUGCUUGUUGGAGAUGGAUACAGAGGGAAAACUUCACCCCAUACACCCAAUGAGAAGUUUGAAGGUGCAACUGUCCUGAAAGCACUCAAAUUUGGUUAUGAAGGCCGAGUCCCACUGAAGAGUGCCCGUCUGUUCUAUGACAUCAGUGAGAAGGCGAGAAAGAUUGUAGAAUCCUAUUUUAUGCUGAACUCAACCCUGUAUUUUUCCUAUACACACAUGGUCUGCCGAACAGCCCUGUCUGGUCAACAGGAUAGAAGAAAUGACCUCAGUCAUCCCAUCCAUGCUGACAAUUGCCUAUUGGAUCCAGAGGCCAAUGAAUGCUGGAAGGAGCCUCCUGCUUACACAUUUCGAGACUAUAGUGCUCUCCUGUAUAUGAAUGAUGAUUUUGAAGGAGGAGAAUUCAUAUUCACUGAGAUGGAUGCUAAGACCGUGACUGCCUCUAUAAAACCAAAGUGUGGGCGCAUGAUCAGCUUCUCAUCUGGAGGAGAGAACCCUCAUGGGGUGAAGGCCGUCACCAAGGGCCAGAGGUGUGCUGUGGCUCUGUGGUUUACCUUGGACCCACUCUAUAGAGAAUUGGAGCGAAUACAGGCUGAUGAAGUUAUUGCAAUCCUGGAUCAAGAACAGCAAGGGAAGCAUGAAAUGAAUAUCAACCCUAAAGAUGAGCUAUAAAAUGAGAAAGAAUGUUCUAUCAAAUAUUUAUUUAAAUUGUUAAUCUUAUGAGAACCUUUUUAUUUUUGUACAGAGCCGUGGUAUAAAUUAACAGGUUAAUACGAGUCAUCAGAUCUCCCUUCUUUUCCUAAGGACACUUGCUGUGCCUCACUUAGUCUAUCUUUCUUGGGUUUUUCCCCCAUCUUUUUAGAGAUGGGGUCUUGCUGUGCUGCCCAGGCUAGAGUGCAGUGGCUAUUCACAGGUGUGAUUAUAGCUCACUACAUCCUCAAACUCCUAGGCUUGAACAAUCCUCCCACCUCAGCCUCCCAAGUGGCUGGGACCACAGACAUGUGCCACCAUGCCCUGCUCUCUCUCUUGGUUUUUCAUCAGUUUAUCUAUCAAAGCCCAGUCACUGCUCCCCAACACACACACGCACUCUCUCUUUCCCUCUCUCUCUCUCUCUCUCUCUCUCUCUCUUAAUCUGCUGCAGAUCCAUACACUCAAACAGAGAGAAUAAGCUUGUUCUUGGUGAAACUAUAGCUCUCAUGCAACUACAGCUCUCAUGCCUCCUCCAGUUCUAGUUAGCAUGUGAUUUGGUCUGAGAAGGCCUCUCCAGCUCUCAGCCCUUCAUUCCCAUCCUCUCCUGGUGCUGAUGGCCAUGAGCUCUGACCCUCCAGAGUCAGCUCAGCUUUGGGUCUGAGGAGCCCCUGGCAGAGUCCGCACUGCCUCAGGUAUCACGAGCAUAAAGAUCAUCUAGGCUUCAGGAAAAAAAUAUUUCUCUGAUGAUAACUGUAUAAGACAGAGGGGCCUUCAGUCUUUCCAGGGCCUUGGUGGAGUUUUUGGCUCUGGUGUUUUCACCAGGGAAUAGAUUUACACUGGAAGUUUUGAUUCACCCUCCACAGUGCUCCAGAAAAGACUGUCCUUUGAGUUGUAUAUUUUAAAAGGUCAUACAGAGGUUGAAGUAGAAUGACUCUUCACCCAAUGACUUUGCAAGUGUAUCUUUACUACCACCUGGAUCAGGGCACCAUUGCCGGGUCUCCUGUGAGUGAUAUCCACUAGUGAAAUGGGUGUUUUGUAUUUAAAUAAGAAAAAUAAAUUUCCAAUUGAUUUUCAUCUUCA